CUUCAAAUGCGUCGUGACGCCUCCGUGACGUCACCAGGCCCGGAAGUGAUGCAGGUCGUGAUAAUCCGUUUAUGAUGAUGCAAAAUGUCCCAGAACACAACACGAGCCAACAUGGGGAUGGUUUGAUCUGACUCUCACCUCGUGUUUUCAUACUCUCGUUAGUUGUAUUAUUGUGUUGUUGUUAUUUCUGGGACUGGGAGCGACAUGGAUCCGUCCAGGAGGAGCGAGAGUGACUGGCAGGGGCUGAUCAACGAGUUUGUAAUUUGCAAGCGUAAACUGGAGAGCAAGAAGGAAGCUCUUCUGAUUCUGUCGAAGGAGCUGGACACCUGUCAGCAGGAGAGGGAUCAGUACAAGCUGAUGGCAAACCAGCUCCGUGAGCGGCACCAGGGCCUCAAGAAGAAGUACAGAGAGCUCAUCGAUGGAGAUCUCUCUCUGCCUCCCGAGAAAAGAAAUCAAGUGAAUUUAGCUCAGUUACUCACAGACUCCAGAGAGAAAAGUCAUCAGCUUUCUGAGGAGGUGAAGGAGCUGACACAGCGACUGGUGGAAGCUCAGGGAGAUAACAAGCUCCUCCGAAUGACCAUCACCAAACAGAGGCUGGGAGACGAGGAGGUUGGAGUUCGACACUUUCCUGCACACGAGAGAGAGGAUCUGGUCCAACAGUUAGAAAGAGCCAGAGAACAGAACGAGGUGCUGGAGCUCAGUGUGAAGUCGCUCACUGACGAGCUGCAGGACGUUCGAGCAGAGCGAGACGUGUUUCAGCAGAAGGCUCAUCGUCUUAAUGUGGAAAUGAACCACAUUGUGGGAAAUGAUGAGAUUCGGUUUCUUGACAUUGAUGCACUCUGCAUGGAGAACAGGUAUUUGCAUGAACGCCUCACUCAACUUCAGAAGGAGGUCAACUUGCUCAAAUCAAAUCUGAUGAAGUACAAGAGUGCCCUGGAGUGUCGGAAAACCUCUACAUUCGGUGGCAAAGCGAAUAGCAGCGCUCUCACAGGAGUGCUCUCUGCCAAACAAGUGAAAGAACUGUUGCUCUCUGAAGAAAACGGCUGCAGUUUGCCGGUGACCCCUCAGUCCAUCUCAGACCUCAAGUCUCUGGCCACAGCUCUGCUGGAAACCAUCCAUGAGAAGAACAUGGUCAUUCAGCACCAGCGGCAAAUCAAUAAGAUUCUUGGAAAUCGAGUGGCGGAGCUGGAGAAGAAACUUAAAACACUAGAGAUGUCAGGAUUAUGGAGCCUGCCAGGCCUGACUUAUAAUGUGUCGUUGGGAAUUUAUGGUGGAAAAGAUGCCAUCAUCCUGAACCCUCAGCUGCCAGAGUCACCACAGUCUCCUGCACAGGAAGCUGAUACAGAAUCUGAGAAUAAACCUGCCGAGCAGCAGAGCUCCCCAGAAGUUCAAGACCAAGACAAUGAAAAACCAGAAGCAUCAGAUUUUCAGCAAGAGGCACAGCUGCCAUCCAGUGAGGAGACGUCCCCACAGAAGCCUCCACGCCAGUCGGUGGAUGAAGAGCCAGCCAGCCCUCAGACAGAAAAGCCAAACAAUCACACACAGAUCGCUGUGGAUUUAGAUGCUUUAACACAAGAAGAGGAGUUACUGAGUGAUUCUAUUCCCUCAGUGACAGAUGUGAACACGCCUCGUCAGUCAGACCACGACUCACAACUGAAUUUAGACGACUCCGACCCGACAGGAGAAGGAGAGUCGGAUGAAACUGAAACUGUCGAAGCUGAGUGUGAUAUUACUGAGGAAAACAUUUACGUUGCUUCCUCCUCCGCUGCCGCUGGUGAGAAACAGCAGGACGUCACUGCGCCAAACCAGCAGACAGAGCUUUCAGAUGAGACUGAUGUUUGUGUCGGUCAGGAAAUCUGACGGCUUCCAGGUUGCAGAGCAUCAGGAGAAAAUGUAACAACGGUAAUUACGAAAGAUGAAUUUAUAAUAUAACGAUAACUAAUUUAUUUUUAUUAAUAAUGGGAAACAAAUGUUAAUUUAGCUGCUAGGGUAAACAAACUGUCUAUAGUUGUGUUGUUAGUGGCCCAUGCAUGAAAGAUGAUUGUCUACAGUCCUGAUUUCACCAUUAUAUGUUUCUUUGUUUCAUCUAAAGACAUUUGUAGACAAAGAAAUGUGUCCACACAGUUUCACAACACUUUGAUAUUAUAUCUCUGUUAGAGUCCUAAGAAUGUCACUCAAGCCUGAGAAAUAAGUGAUUAUUUGACUUGUGCUUUCAUGUAUUCCAACCUUUCAACCUGAUGAAUUAUCAUACAUUACCAACAGAAUGUGAACAACCAAAUAUUACAAACAAAUGUGAUUCUUGAACGCCUCAUUUUCAAGACUGCGGACAUUAAAAUGCUGCUGUAAUGGCCUGAACUCUUCCAGGACAGAUUUCCACAAACCCAGCUCAAGAGAUUUAGCCAGAGAAUUUGUGAAAUUGGGCAAUAAUGUGGGAUUUUAUCCCAAAGUUUUUUUUUUAGGUCAGAACUCUGAAAGCUAUUCAUGUCCUAAAUACAGCUUGUUUAAUACCAGUUCUUUCUGGAACUCACUUUAUACUCAGUGGAUUUGUCAUGUUGAAACAGGAAAAACAGAUUUAUCCAAAAUGUUUGCACAAGUGUGGAAGCUGGACAAACUGUGUCAGAGGUGUGUAGUGAAGGAUCUGUGAAGUAGAAAACAAGGAAUGUUGCCGUUGAGGCAUGACGAAUUAGAAUUGUCUGCUUCCGAUUAUAAAAUUUCAGCCUUACUGUCGAUCAGCUGAGCUCUUUAGACUCAGAGUCUGAAUUUAAUCAACACAGAGAAAGAGAAUGUACUUUGUUUUAGUUUUCUGAAGAAGAACAAAAAUUGUGGCUUUCAGUUUUCCACCUCGGACAAUACUUAACCACUGAUUUAAAAAAAAAAAAACUGCCCCAUGUUAGUAACAGCUAUAUCAA
Paralichthys olivaceus (Japanese flounder) is the source of this 2909-nucleotide messenger RNA. Its product is annotated as coiled-coil domain-containing protein 149-like. NCBI's taxonomy places the organism in Eukaryota, Metazoa, Chordata, Actinopteri, Pleuronectiformes, Paralichthyidae. The record is from RefSeq and is a predicted model, not a curated record.